Engraulis encrasicolus (European anchovy) is the source of this 1662-nucleotide messenger RNA. It is a transcript of the gene irf3, whose product is annotated as interferon regulatory factor 3. Gene Ontology annotation, cellular component: nucleus. NCBI's taxonomy places the organism in Eukaryota, Metazoa, Chordata, Actinopteri, Clupeiformes, Engraulidae. The transcript is spliced from 11 exons. Bases 182 to 1513 code for a protein of 443 amino acids. The record is from RefSeq and is a predicted model, not a curated record. Gene Ontology annotation, molecular function: DNA-binding transcription factor activity, RNA polymerase II-specific; RNA polymerase II cis-regulatory region sequence-specific DNA binding; protein binding. Gene Ontology annotation, biological process: immune system process; regulation of transcription by RNA polymerase II.
AAUCGUCUGUACAACACCCGGCUUUACCCAGCAGUUUUCAGUUUUGUAUAAUACACAGAACAUAUUUCAACUCCCAGUGCCGUGUCAGUUGUCUUGUGAUCUUCGGACCUUCUACAGAACAGAAACUGAAAAGUACAAGCUCUUCGAAGAUUAACAGCUGAUUUUUUGGAACUGACAGAUAAUGGCCGUGGCUAAACCUCUCCUCAUCCCAUGGCUACGAGAGCAGAUCAACAGCGGGCGUUACCCAGGAGUGCACUGGACCAACGAGGAGAGGACAGAGUUCUCCGUCCCCUGGAAGCACGCUCUGAGGCAGGACAGAAACAGAGAUGACGUCCUUAUUUUUAGGGCGUGGGCAGAGACGGGGUUGGGCAGGCAGCCGGACGGCAGUGUCACAGGAGACCCGUCAGUGUGGAAGAGAAACUUCAGAAGUGCCCUGAGGGCGCGUAAGUUCACCAUGUUGGAUGACAACAAGAACGACUCCGCCAAUCCACACAAGCUCUUCCGCUUCCCCGAUCCCAAAGACGAAUCCCAGUCUGGAGCAUCCUGUGAACCAUCGCCUGUGACGGACAGUCCAAUUGAUCCAAUUGAAAUGGCUCCUUUGUCUGUAUUGGAGAACAUCUACUUAGAUGAGGACAUCUACCAGAAUGAAAUCAGUCAUGAUAUUUUGCCACAGUGUAUGGAUGGACUAAACCUACACCAAACAGCAGCAGAAUGCAUUGUGCCGGGAGCCGAGAUGGGCGGAGUUGUGUUUGUGGAGGCGUUCCCCAUCCAGGAGACUAUGGGAGUGCUCCACCAACCACUGGGCUUUGCAGAAGAGGUUGUCCAAUCAGCAGCCAGCGUUGAGCAGGUCCAGGCGGCGGGCGUCCAAUCAGGGGGGCAGACAGCAGAAGGCCAGGCCACCAAGACCUUUUUUAAUGUGGUGGUCCACUACGGAGGCAGAAAGGUGUGGGAGCAGCUUGUAACCAAUGAGAAUGGGUUCAGGUUGGCCUACAGUCAACCAGAUUGCGAUGCGGCUCUCGACACCGUCCUCCUCCCACCUCCGGACAACAUUCUUGACCACAGGAGGAGAGAGAAGACGGCAGAGAUUCUCGACAGCGUUGGAGGGGGUCUGGAGAUAAUAACACUCGACCAUAUAGUGUACGGCAGUCGGCAUGGCGACACCAAAGUGUUCUGGAGUGCAGACAAGCAUGAGCGUAGCGGAGUACCAAGAGAGCUGUCCAAACAACAGCUGGAGCCCAUCUUUUCCUUCAAAAGCUACAUCGAAGCCCUCAUCAGUUUCAUGAAUAAGGAAGAAGGGUCAAAGUGCCCUCACACAUCCCUCUUCUUCUGUCUUGGGGAGAAGUGGCCUGACCCUAAGCACAAGCCAUGGGACAACAAACUCGUAUUCGUGGAGGUAAACUUUGUUGCCAUGGAGAAAUUGAAAACUAUGGCACUGGAUGGUGGGGCUACCUCUAUGCAGUCAUCGGUGGAGCUACAGAUCUCUCUGGAACAGAUGAUGAUGGACAUGUCUUAGCGAGGGACGUCGUGGUGUUCAGGGGCUCAGUGAGGACACAUGUGAACUUCGAUUUUUUGGAAGUGCACCAAACUCCAGUUUUUAAAAUUAUUUUUUUUAAAGUUCUUUGCUUGUGAUAAACUGAAUCAGUAAAUUUGUUGUAGAUUAUC